Owenia fusiformis is the source of this 1930-nucleotide messenger RNA. NCBI's taxonomy places the organism in Eukaryota, Metazoa, Annelida, Polychaeta, Sabellida, Oweniidae. The record is from the annotation of a GenBank genome assembly.
GUUCAAGAUGGUGGCACACAUGGGAAAAUAUUGAAAAUAUGACAAUAUCUUCGUAAAUAUCCUCGUAUAAGCCAAAGUUAUUCACUAAUAGAAAAUACAUUGCGAAAGAAAGGACCAGUUUAUCGGAAGUGACAUCCAGAACAUAGAAAAAUUAAAAGACUACUAACAUGACAAAGAGAAGAAAGAAACAAGAAAGGUGUCCAGUUUUACCUCAGAAUGCCGCAGAUCAGGAUUCAGACAGCGAUGACUCAGCUGUUGAUGCUGACGAAUUUUUCAACAAAAUCAAACAAGUAAAACAAACUUAUGAAAGUAAAGCCAGGACUAUGACUACACCAGAUGAGGAGAUUAAUGAUGAUAAUGACAAUGACAGUAGUGACAUUGAUGAUACUGACAAUGGUGUUAGUGACAUUGAUAAUGACAUAGAUGAUAGUGAUGAUGAACUUGAUAAGUCUGAUGAAAAUGAAGGUCAGAUUAACCAGCAGGAUUUAACAAGUGACAGUGAUGAUGAAUCUGAAACAAAUGAUUCAGAUAAAGAAACAGAUAGUGGAAGUGAAAAUGAUCAUACGGAUAGCGAUAACAAUUCAGACACUAGUAGAAAUGAACCAAUUGAUGAAGACACCAGUAAAAAGAAAAGAGAAAAAGACACAGGAACAAAUAAACAAACAUAUGCUAGUAAUGUUGACAAAGAUGAAAGUGAUACUGCUGAGUUCAAUGAGGAUGAAGAACUGGCAUCCAUCAAGGCAGAGUUAUCUCACAUGCCCUUUGAGGAACUGCAGCAAUUAAAGGAAAAAUUGGGAGUCAAAUUAUAUAAUCAAGCUAUAUUUGGUACUACAGCAUCAGGGAGACCAUCAGGGUCAAAGAACAAGGUCUUCAAAAGGGCCAAUAAGAAUAGACCAAUGGAGAUAUCUUCAAAACGAAAACCAAAGAGGUUAAGAGAGGUCAUUGAGGUCAAGAAAAAGGUCCAUCGUGAUCCAAGAUUUGAUGAUCUGUCAGGAGAGUACAAUGAAGACUUAUUUAAACAGUCCUAUGGAUUCAUUGAUGAUGUUAAAGCAAGAGAAAUGAAGAGACUCAAGAAAAGUAUGAAAGUUGAGGCUGAUCCUGAAAAGAAGGAAAAACUGAAAUAUUUACUGGAUAGAAAAGUGCAACAAGACCAUACAGAAAAACAGAAAACCAAGAGGAAAGAUGCAGACAGAGUGUUAAAGAAACAGGAACGGGGACUCAUUAAACAAGGAAAAACACCAUUCUAUUUAAAAUCAGCUGACAAAAAGAAGCUGGAACUUGCUGAGAAAUAUAAGGAACUGAAGAAGAGUGGAAAACUAGAAGCCUAUUUAGGAAAGAAACGAAAGAAAAAUGCUCAAAAAGAAAGGAAGAAGUUACCUUUCAGACAAGAUAUGGACUAGACAUUUGUUUAUAUAUCAUUUUUAUUCAAAAAUGAGUUUUUUAAAUAACAUCAUAUUCAUUUCACAUAGUUUGUCAUCAAAGAUUCUAUCCAAAUAAAUGUGCAAGCAAUAUUAUUUAUUCUAAUCAAAUUUUCUCUACUUUGUAUUUUUGGUUAGACUAUGGUCAUUUUCCACCAGAUGGAAUAUUUUAUUCCACUUUAGAUUAAAAUACCUAAGUCAUUGUCUACUUUGAGAAUCAAACAAUUUCAAGCGAGGUAUUCAUUUUGCCAUAUGAUUACUAGUUAUGUUUCAACACCGUUAACAUAUCAUUACUGGAUCUGGCAAGUAAUAUUUAAACCUGAAUUACACCUCCAAAUGUAGAAAUUGGAAGUGUAUCAUGUAACAAAUAUCUCAAUAUGAUGUAUUUGACUCGUGAGAGCAGUUCCAUUCAAUGCACUAGUUCUGCCAUAUUUCGCUUUGAUACUGAAUACAUUUUGCUAAAUGUCUGAUCCCAAAAUGUCCACUAUGUAGUCCUGCAUUAAGCCUCUACU